Molecule: messenger RNA, 2697 nt
Organism: Eremothecium sinecaudum
Lineage: Eukaryota; Fungi; Ascomycota; Saccharomycetes; Saccharomycetales; Saccharomycetaceae
Gene: PMA1
Product: H(+)-exporting P2-type ATPase PMA1
Exons: 1
Coding region: 1-2697 (898 amino acids)
Biological process (GO): proton export across plasma membrane; regulation of intracellular pH
Cellular component (GO): plasma membrane
Molecular function (GO): ATP hydrolysis activity; ATP binding; P-type proton-exporting transporter activity
Source: RefSeq, a predicted model, not a curated record
AUGUCGGAGGCAUACGUUCCCUCUAAGGAAAUGCCAGUGGAGGAGAUUAACUACGAGGAGGAUGAGGAUGAGGACAUUGAUCAAUUGAUUGAGGAUUUGCAAUCUAACCAUGGUGAUGAAGAAUCCGAUGAUGAAGAAACUGCUGGUGGUACUGUUAGGCCGGUUCCUGAGGAACUAUUGCAGACAGACCCAUCAUACGGUUUGACUUCGGAUGAGGUUCUACGUAGAAGAAAGAAGUACGGUUUGAACCAAAUGUCUGAAGAAGAGAAGUCAUUGGUUCUUAAGUUUUUGAUGUUCUUUGUCGGUCCAAUUCAAUUUGUCAUGGAAGCUGCUGCUAUCUUGGCACUUGGUCUACGAGACUGGGUUGAUUUCGGUGUUAUCUGUGCUUUGUUAUUGUUGAAUGCCGGUGUCGGUUUCAUUCAGGAAUACCAAGCCGGUUCCAUUGUUGAUGAAUUGAAGAAAACCUUGGCUAACUCUGCUGUUGUCAUCAGAGACGGCAACUUGGUUGAGAUUCCAGCCAAUGAAGUCGUUCCAGGUGAUAUUUUGCAAUUGGAAGAUGGUACUGUUAUCCCAGCUGAUGGCCGUUUGGUUACUGAAAACUGUUUUAUCCAAAUUGACCAAUCUGCUAUUACUGGUGAAUCCUUGGCUGUUGAAAAGAGAUACGGUGAUGCUACCUUCUCUUCCUCUACUGUUAAGAGAGGUGAAGCUUUCAUGAUUGUUACUGCUACUGGUGACAGUACUUUCGUUGGUAGAGCUGCUGCUCUAGUCAACAAGGCAUCUGCUGGUACUGGUCAUUUCACUGAAGUUUUGAACGGUAUCGGUACUAUUUUGUUGAUUCUUGUUAUUGUUACUUUGUUAGUUGUCUGGGUUGCUUGUUUCUACAGAUCAUCCGGUAUUGUUGAUAUUUUGAGAUAUACUUUGGCUAUUACCAUUGUUGGUGUCCCAGUUGGUUUGCCAGCUGUCGUUACCACUACUAUGGCUGUCGGUGCUGCUUACUUGGCUAAGAAGAAAGCUAUUGUUCAAAAAUUGUCUGCUAUUGAAUCCUUGGCUGGUGUCGAAAUCUUGUGUUCUGACAAGACCGGUACUUUGACCAAGAACAAGUUGUCUUUACAUGAACCAUACACUGUCGAAGGUGUUGAAGCUGACGAUUUGAUGUUGACUGCUUGUCUGGCUGCUUCCAGAAAGAAGAAGGGUUUGGAUGCUAUUGACAAGGCUUUCUUGAAGUCUUUGAUUAACUACCCAAGAGCCAAGGCUGCUUUGACUAAGUACAAGGUCUUGGAAUUCCACCCAUUCGAUCCUGUGUCUAAGAAAGUCACUGCUAUUGUUGAAUCUCCAGAAGGUGAAAGAAUUGUCUGUGUUAAAGGUGCUCCAUUGUUCGUCUUAAAGACUGUCGAAGAGAACCACCCAAUCCCUGAAGAUAUUAAAGAAAACUACGAAAACAAAGUUGCUGAAUUGGCUUCCAGAGGUUUCAGAGCCUUGGGUGUUGCCAGAAAGAGAGGUGAAGGUCAUUGGGAAAUCUUGGGUGUUAUGCCAUGUAUGGACCCUCCAAGAGACGAUACUGCACAAACUGUUAACGAGGCUAGACAUUUGGGUUUGAGAGUUAAGAUGUUGACUGGUGAUGCUGUCGGUAUUGCCAAGGAAACUUGUAGACAAUUGGGCUUGGGUAGCAACAUUUACAACGCUGAAAGAUUAGGUCUAGGUGGUGGUGGUGACAUGCCAGGUUCCGAGUUGGCUGACUUCGUUGAAAACGCCGAUGGUUUCGCUGAAGUUUUCCCACAACACAAGUACAAUGUAGUCGAAAUUUUACAACAAAGAGGUUACUUGGUUGCCAUGACUGGUGACGGUGUUAACGAUGCUCCAUCCUUAAAGAAGGCUGACACUGGUAUUGCUGUCGAGGGUGCUACCGAUGCCGCUAGAUCUGCUUCUGAUAUUGUUUUCUUGGCUCCAGGUUUGUCUGCUAUCAUUGACGCUUUGAAGACUUCCAGACAAAUUUUCCACAGAAUGUAUGCCUACGUUGUUUACCGUAUUGCCUUAUCUUUGCACUUGGAAAUUUUCUUCGGUUUAUGGAUUGCUAUUUUGAACAGAUCUUUGAAGAUUGAAUUGGUUGUUUUCAUUGCUAUCUUUGCUGAUGUUGCUACUUUGGCUAUAGCCUACGAUAAUGCUCCUUACGAUCCAAAGCCUGUCAAGUGGAACUUACCAAGAUUAUGGGGUAUGUCCGUCAUCUUGGGUAUCAUUUUGGCUAUUGGUUCUUGGAUCACUUUGACUACUAUGUUCAUGAGAAAGGGUGGUAUCAUCCAAAACUUCGGUUCUAUCGAUGGUGUUUUGUUCUUGCAAAUCUCUUUGACUGAAAACUGGUUGAUUUUCAUCACCAGAGCUACUGGCCCAUUCUGGUCUUCCAUGCCAUCUUGGCAAUUGGCUGGUGCCGUUUUCUUAGUCGACAUCGUUGCUACUCUAUUUGCUAUCUUCGGUGUCUGGUCUCAAAACUGGAACGACAUCGUCACAAUUGUCAGAGUUUGGGUCUUCUCAUUCGGUGUCUUCUGUGUUAUGGGCGGUGCUUACUACUUGAUGUCUACCUCCGAAUCAUUUGACAGACUAAUGAACGGUAAGUCAUUGAAGGAGAAGCCAUCGGGCAGAUCUGUCGAAGAUUUCUUGGUUGCCAUGCAAAGAGUUUCCACCCAGCACGAAAAGGAGAACUGA